UACUAAAUCAGCUGGAGUCAAGUUUACGAAUCGUUCUUAAGAAAAAGUAAAUAAAAACAAUUUAUAGUUUAUGUGUAAUAAAAAUAGUAUUAAAGAAUAAAUAAGAUUAAAACAUAAUAAAUAAAAUCAAAAUGGGUAAUCAGUUGGUUGGAAUAGCACCAUCACAAAUAUACCCUGUGGAGCACUACUUUUCGGGUACAUUUGGUACAGAAAUUGUUUUUGAUUCAAAUAUGGGUAGCACACGUUUUUUCAAAGUAGCCAAAGCAAAAACAGAAGAAGGAUUGAUUGUUGUAAAAGUAUUUGUGAAACAUGAUCCAACAUUACCUUUAGAAGAUUAUAAAGAGAGAGUGGAAUAUAUUAAAAAAACACUUGCUAAUGCAGUAAAUUGUUUGCCAUUUCAGAGAGUUGAGCUCACUGACAAGGCUGCAUAUAUAAUGAGAGAAUUUGUGAAACAUAGUUUAUAUGACCGCGUCUCCACACGCCCGUUUCUAACUGUUUUGGAAAAGAAAUGGAUUACAUUCCAAAUUUUAUGUGCUUUAAACCAAUGUCAUAAACAGAAAAUAUGUCAUGGUGAUAUUAAGCUAGAAAAUAUAUUGAUAACAUCAUGGAAUUGGAUUUUAUUAUCCGAUUUUGCCUCAUUUAAGCCAACGUACUUACCGGAAGAUAAUCCAGCUGAUUACACAUACUUUUUUGAUACAAGCCGUAGACGUACUUGUUACAUUGCUCCAGAACGUUUCGUUAAAACGUUGUCAUCAGAAGAUCCAGAAGGAAAUGUUUCUAUGUUUCCUACUGACUCAAUAUUACGUUUAGGACCCUAUUCUGGAACAACUGUUCUACCAGCUAUGGAUAUAUUCUCUGCUGGUUGUGCAUUGUUAGAAUUAUGGACUGAAGGUACCGCCCCCUUUGAAUUAUCUCAACUGUUAGCAUAUCGACGUGGUGAACGCGAUUUAGUUGAAAAACAUUUACAAGGCAUCGAUAAUGAAAAUUUGCGAAAUUUAUUAGCGUCAAUGAUUAAUUUAAAUUCAAUAAAUCGAAAAAGUGCCGAAGAUUAUUUGGCUGACGAACGUGGUCGUCUUUUUCCGGAAUAUUUCUAUUCGUUUUUACAAUCAUAUUUGCAAAUAUUUUCCUCUACGCCUAUUAUGUCUGCAGAUGAUAAAAUCUUAACACUACAUACCGAUAUGAACCACUGUAUUAAGGUUUUGACAAAUGCACAAAAUGUGACGCCUGAUGAAGAAACAAUUGAUGGAUUUAAACAACUUGCCAUAACUGAAAAGAAAGAUGAUUUAUACUGCCUACGACUACCACCUGAACAAGAUGGACUUAUUUUAAUUAUAACUGUUGUCACCUCUUGUAUACGUGGGUUGAAGCAUUCAAACUCAAAAAUUUGUUCCCUAGAAAUAUUACAAAAACUUUCAAAAUACACAACAUCGGAGACCAUAUUGGACCGCAUCUUACCUUAUAUUCUACACCUGGCACAGCAUUCUUCAGCUAAAGUACAGGUACAAGCUAUUGAAACAUUAACUGUUUGUUUAAGUAUGGUCAAAGAUAUACCGCUCAAUGAUGCUAACGUAUUUCCGGAAUAUAUUUUACCUGCUAUAGCUUCUUUAUCCAGUGAGCCUAGCGCUGUUAUUGUACGCGUUGCAUUUGCACGAAAUAUUGCAAAAUUGGCAAAAAUUGCUGUUUAUUUUUUGGAAGAAACCCAACGAAAUGCACCAAAUGAUAUGGUUACCCAGAGAUAUGAAGCAGAAAUUAAUGCAUUGCACGAUAUCAUACAGUUAACCGUUCUUAGUCUCCUAACAGAUACAAAACCUGUAGUAAAACAAACCCUUAUGGAUUCAGGUAUAUGCGAUUUAUGUGCAUUCUUCGGAAAGGAAAAAGCAAACGAUAUAAUACUCUCCCAUAUAAUGACUUUUCUAAAUGACGACGAUAAAAAUUUGCGUGGCGCUUUUUAUGAUAAUAUUGCUGGAGUUGCUGGCUAUAUUGGUUGGCAAGCAUCAGAUAUAUUAGUACCACUCUUACAGCAAGGAUUUACGGACCGUGAAGAAUUCGUUAUAGCCAAAGCAAUACGUGCUGUAACAAUUUUAAUUGAAUUGGGUCACAUUAAAAAGCCUACAGUGACAGAUAUUAUAAAAGAACUUGCUUGUUAUUUAUGUCAUCCAAACCUAUGGAUUCGUCAUGAAAUCAGUGGCAUGAUUUCGACAGCUGCGCGUACAUUAAGUGCUAUAGAUGUGCAAUGCAAAGUAAUGCCAGCAAUCAAACAGUUUUUAAAAACACCGCUGAUACAAGUUGAGAAACCCGAUAUAUUGUUGGACUACGUACAACCAGCAAUACCACGACAGAUUUAUGAUAGUGUACUCAGGUUUCAGGAUGUAAAAGCAUUUAUAAAUGCUCUAGAGAAUCGUGCUAAAGAACGACGUAAUACUAGACCUGGACUGGCCCCACAGUAUGCAGACAUGGGACAGGUUUUAACAAAUCUAUUUCGACGUUUGAGCUCUGAAGGUUUGAAUGACAUACUGGAAAUGAUAUUGCUUGCUAUGAAACCGUUCUUACUUAAGCUUAAACAUAAGUCACAGCUGGAUGUUGAUGAGCCAGCCUCAGGCAAUGGGCGCAUUGUAAUAAGUCGUAAAAAAGUGAAUUGUCAUGACUAUCCGCUAGCAGAAAAAAAAUCCAAAUUACCUAUAGAAACACCAUCGCCAGCAUCUGAUGGAAAUGGUUCACCUAUCGGUGGUAUAGCUGGAAGUCCAGCAUCUGGGGUGCUACUAUUAGGCGGCCAACAAAACUUAUUAAGUGCGGCAACAUCUUUAGGGGAGUAUACAAUGCCUGAACGUAACUACUGGCAAGAACGCCCUUCAGAAUGUCGAAAGGAUCUUGAAUCAAUGCGAAAUAAAAUCAAAACGCGCUAUAGUUCCAUUGCACAGCGAGGCAAUUAUGGUAAACAAAAUUCUCCCUACCCGAAUAACUGGCGCAUGAAUGGCACACUGAUAGCACAUUUACAUGAACACUCUGAGUCAGUUAUUAAACUGGCUGCACUUAAACCACAUGGUCCGCUUUUUGCUAGUGGCAGCAUAGAUGGUACGGUACGUUUGUGGGAUUGUAACAAACUAAAUGGCAAUCAAACCAUAAACAAGUCACGACAAGUGUAUUCUGCAAAUACACCAAUAUAUGCUUUAGCAGCCUGUGAUGGUGGACAAUCAUUGGCAGUUGGUGGAAAGGAUGGAAGUCUACUUAUAAUGCGUAUCGAUAGAAAUUCUUCAAAGAUGACCUUACAACAAGCACUCCAUUUAAAUCAAAAUGAACACAGUGAUGGCCCUGUAGUAGAUAUGGUAUCCUAUGAUCACACGUCACCUAAUAUUAUUAUAUAUGCCACACUAUACGGCGCUAUUGUAGCUUGGGAUACACGCAUACAACAAUGUGCUUGGCGUUUAGAAAAUGAACUACGUCAUGGAGUGAUUACAACAAUAUGUGCUGACUCUACAGGUUCCUGGCUUGCUACUGGUACCAGUGGUGGCAAACAUAUAUGCUGGGACUUACGUUUUAGAUUAGCUAUUGCAGAAAUAAAACAUCCCUCAGAUUCUUGGAUACGUAAAGUAGCUUGCCAUCCUACAGAGCCUUCCUGCUUAAUAUCAGCUUCAAAAUCUAAUAAUGAAGUUUCGAUUUGGAAUAUAGAAACAAAUCAUAGACAAACUGUACUCUGGGCUAGUCCAGCACCUCCAUUAUCCAACACUAGUAUGAACGAUCCGGCAACAACAUGUGGUGUCUUAAGUGGUGUUGUAGACAAUUCGCCUUUUAUUCUGACUGGAAGUUCAGAUCAACGUAUACGGUUCUGGAAUUUAUGUGACCCCAAAAGCUCAGCAUUGGUUGUGCCAUCGCCGAAGGAUAAUUUAAAUGAUAUUACAUUCAAUUAUAAUACACGGUUGAUUGAUGGCAGUCACGUUAUAGAGGAAAAUAUUAUUUCGCUUGGUAAUAAUACUGACAUGAAUGCCUUGCGAGUGUCAGCUGAAGAAAAUCCAAGAUCUGGCCCAGACAUGCCAUCAGCCAGUCAUCAAGACGCAAUUGCCGACUUACUGAUGUGCAAAAGUGAUAAAGGACAAAUAUAUAUAGCAUCAGCAGCGCGGGAUGGUGCUAUCAAACUAUGGAAAUAAUUUAAGUUACAAUUAUUUAUAUAAUUUGAAUUAUUUUGCAAUUCUUUUAUUCUCAAACUAUUUUAU
Teleopsis dalmanni is the source of this 4208-nucleotide messenger RNA. RefSeq names its product phosphoinositide 3-kinase regulatory subunit 4-like. Bases 132 to 4142 code for a protein of 1336 amino acids. The record is from RefSeq and is a predicted model, not a curated record. The transcript has 15 exons. Lineage: Eukaryota; Metazoa; Arthropoda; Insecta; Diptera; Diopsidae. Gene Ontology annotation, biological process: late endosome to vacuole transport; protein targeting to vacuole; autophagy of peroxisome. Gene Ontology annotation, cellular component: late endosome; nucleus-vacuole junction; phosphatidylinositol 3-kinase complex, class III, type II. Gene Ontology annotation, molecular function: protein serine/threonine kinase activity; ATP binding; protein binding.